AUGCAUGUCUAUACAUUUCUCAGCGCUGGUAUGACUAUUGCAGCUACUUUUGCCGCCAUGAUCCCCGAGACCGCCAUGAUCCCCGAGACCGCUGUUGAUACCAAAGAAACACCCAGUCUUCCUUCUAUUCUCUCUAUAAUUCCGCUACAAAACCUAACUCAGGAUGAUGUCAUUGUCUACGGCCUUCAGAAUCAAGUUAAAGUCAUCUCCCGCAGCGAGCUUCAGUCAAUCAUGGGCGAUAUUCCGAUAGCAACCGAGGAGCAGCACAACAAAGACUUUUCCACCGUUGUCUCCGAAUCUACGGAAACUGAGCCAAGUCGAACUAUUACAAAGCGCUGCUCGAAAGAAACAGUCUGGUCCAUGAACCCUGUCGAGGUCUUCCUGAACUGGGAUGUGCCCGUAUCUAAUGUUGUACUCGCGCCACCUAUGAAUAGCGUUUCUUUGAAUAUAAAUCAGGGGUUCUCUAUCGGGAACAGUGUAAAGACUUCCCUUUCCACCAACAUUAAGGCUAUCAAAAAAUUUCUCUCCAGCAGCUUUUCGGUGGGCUUUUCGAAGCAAUGGACCACGGCAUACUCGGCAGGCUACAGGUUCAGCAUUCCCCCAGGUAAAUAUGGUGUGAUUGUUAGCAAUCCCUUGACGACACGUCACUCGGGGUUCAUGGACGUGGGCUGUAUAGGCCAAGCCGAACGGACCGAGUUUUUCAGUGAUACUUAUCAGGGCAAGGAUUUUUCGGAUAUGAGCUGGGUAGAGGGUGUGAUUGGGCUAUGUGUGAGUGACACGUAUCCGGUGAAACGAUGUUUAGGAAGUGGUACGAUGCAAUAG
Molecule: messenger RNA, 822 nt
Organism: Blumeria graminis f. sp. triticale
Lineage: Eukaryota; Fungi; Ascomycota; Leotiomycetes; Helotiales; Erysiphaceae
Source: the annotation of a GenBank genome assembly